GAAACUGGCAUUUCAAAACCUCUGAGGUUGUCUGUCCUGGGGGAUGGCAGCAGGGAACACCAGUCUGAUUUCUUCCCUCUGAUUCUGGAUUUUAACCUUUUUCUCUCUGAUUUAGGCGCAGACUUAAAGGAACGUGAAAAGAUGGAUGACGCAGAAGUUGGGCUCUUUGUUAAAAGGCUGAGAAAUCUGAUGGAUGAAAUAGCUGCACUUCCUGUACCCACGAUUGCUGCAAUAGAUGGCUAUGCUUUGGGUGGUGGAUUGGAACUAGCGUUGGCUUGUGACCUUCGAGUAGCAGCUUCAUCAGCUAAAAUGGGCCUUAUUGAAACCACUAGAGGCCUUCUUCCUGGAGCAGGUGGAACCCAGCGUUUGCCCAGAUGUAUUGGAGUAGCUCUUGCAAAAGAGCUCAUUUUCACGGGUAGACAGAUCGAUGGACAACAGGCCUUCUCGAUGGGAUUAGUAAAUCACACAGUGCCACAGAAUGAUGAGGGUGAUGCAGCUUACCAGAGAGCGUUAACUUUGGCUAAAGAAAUCCUUCCUCAGGUCAGUGUAUUAUUCCCAGGGUCAAUGAAGGUGUUGCUGCUUCCCUUAAGAGAAAAGAAAGAAUUAACUCUGAAAUGCCUUUCCAUAAAAUACUAA
Tinamus guttatus (white-throated tinamou) is the source of this 636-nucleotide messenger RNA. NCBI's taxonomy places the organism in Eukaryota, Metazoa, Chordata, Aves, Tinamiformes, Tinamidae. The record is from RefSeq and is a predicted model, not a curated record.